Octopus sinensis (East Asian common octopus) is the source of this 599-nucleotide messenger RNA. RefSeq lists its product as uncharacterized. The transcript has 4 exons. The record is from RefSeq and is a predicted model, not a curated record. Bases 12 to 599 code for a protein of 195 amino acids. Lineage: Eukaryota; Metazoa; Mollusca; Cephalopoda; Octopoda; Octopodidae. Gene Ontology annotation, cellular component: extracellular region. Gene Ontology annotation, biological process: intracellular calcium ion homeostasis. Gene Ontology annotation, molecular function: hormone activity.
AAGUAUAAAACAUGUGGAGGUUUCUCGCGGUUCUUUUGAUGUCAUUUGUAUUAGCAAUCAAAGGAUUUUAUUUUCACACUGAACUCAAUCCAGACCGUGUUAUUAAAGCCAAAGCAGAAGUUACUCCCGAAUGUCUCAAAUAUAGUGAAAACAUCGACUGCAGAUUUUACGAGUGUUUGGAUAAGAGGUACCCUUGUCAUAAAGAACACAUGGGAAUGGAAAACCCGUAUAAACAUUGUAAAGAAGAUGUGGCAGUGGCAAAAACUUUGAAUGAUGUAGGGAAAAUCUGGAUGGAUUCAAUAAUUAAAUGUUUCAUGACGAAAAUGGCUGAAAUUUACAAGGCUGAAACAAUCGAUUGUACUACUGUCGUCGAUAAAGUCAAAGAUAUACAACGCCAUUGUUACAUUUCUAAUGAUUUUUGCGGAGUCGGCUGGGAUAAUCGUCAUGUGUUGUGGAAAAUGUUCGAGCGGAAAGUUACUGAAACAAAACAAGAAUAUUAUAUACAGUUAUGGAAAAAUCUUGGUAUGAUGUCUUCAAAAUGCACUUCGGAAAACGCGCCUAAGUUGACAGCAUGGAUCAACGCCAAAACUGGACAAUAA